AUGGAUAAAUAUAUCUGAAUUUCUUUUAGAAGAACAACAAUACUAGCAAUCAUCUGCAUAGCGGUAUGUGUUUUCCCAGUUCAAGCAGAGGAUCAAGUCGACGAAGUAAAGUCUCAGAGAAGUCAUGAAAUGGAUCAAUCUCUGACUGGAAGGAACAGAAGGCAGUUAAAUUAGAGCUCCAACACAACAAUACGACCCUUCAGAGUGCCUCAGAGGAUUUUAUGGGGAAGAAUGAUCGCCCUGUCAUAGUUCAUGCAGAACUUGUAGCAAUGGCGACUCCUGAGACACUUGUGAAGAUUUUAUGUACUUGGAUAAGGAUUCUUUAUUGUGUAGAACAUGAUAUCAGGAUUAUUUCUACGAUGACACUACAGAACAAUGAACUAGCUGCGAAGGUUCUUGAAAUAAUGAAUGAGCCCACAGAGAUGAAUGCCUUCAAUGUGGAGAUAGUCUUAUUCUUGAUAUUGAUACAUUUGAAUGAGUCUCUGAGUGAGCAAGUGGAAAAAUUGAAGUGAUUUCAUCUCAAUUCAUCACCAAUAAAAUCUGAAAAACACAAAGUAUUUACGUUGAUCCUGAAAGUUCUAAAGCUAUUGAGCUUGGCACUCUGGAGUACCCAUAUAGGACAAUGUUGGCAGCUGGAUCAGAAAUUUUACACCAUUAUAGCCAUAGUGAUUCAAAUAUUACAGUCUAUACCAAGGAUUGCUAUCUCCAAACAGACCAUUUUUAUAUCAUAAAUAUGACAUCUGUUAAUUUUAUUAACCAUCCAGAUUUGCCAGGAAAUAAAAUGGCAAGUAUAGUUGUCUCAAAUCAUGAACAGGAAUGAAUCUCUCUGAAGGCUCGAGUACAUCUCCUGGCUCACUGAAACACUGAUCCUUCUGAAGAAAUAAGCGCUGGCACAUUCACAGAAUCUGAAUUUUUCGAUUUCUCAAGCUCAAACGUUUGCUUCCAUUUAUCAAGGUCAGAUCUGAAAAUGGAAAAUGUCGAAGUUUAUGCAGAUAAUGUAGACGAUUGAAUUAGAGCUUCCUUUGUACAAGAAAAAACUAUUUGGCUAAGUAAGGACCAAGUCUAG
Molecule: messenger RNA, 1066 nt
Organism: Moneuplotes crassus
Lineage: Eukaryota; Ciliophora; Spirotrichea; Euplotida; Euplotidae
Source: the annotation of a GenBank genome assembly